Messenger RNA from Branchiostoma floridae (Florida lancelet), 2463 nucleotides. RefSeq names its product malignant fibrous histiocytoma-amplified sequence 1 homolog. The coding region runs from base 1 to 2463 and encodes 820 amino acids. The transcript has 2 exons. The record is from RefSeq and is a predicted model, not a curated record. NCBI's taxonomy places the organism in Eukaryota, Metazoa, Chordata, Leptocardii, Amphioxiformes, Branchiostomatidae. Gene Ontology annotation, molecular function: protein binding.
AUGGGUGUGAUUCUCAGCUACAUCUGGAAGACUGAUGAAGAGGAGCAGGAGGCAGAGCUGGAGGAGGAUGGUCCAUGGAGCCUGCAGGAGCUGAGGAGGAAAUUCCGCCAAACACCAGCCGGGCUGAUCGAACUGAACCUACAAAACUGCGGCCUUGCGUCGCUUCCCUCUGCAGUCUUCAGACUGCAGGAGGUUCAGAUCCUGAACCUAUCCUGGAACAAAUUAACCCAUUUAGGGGCAGGUAUAUGCGCUCUUAGGCAGCUACAGGUCUUAUAUGUUGAACACAACCAACUAAGCUCUUUACCAGCUGAGCUAGCAGACUGCCCGGACCUUGCUGAGCUGCACGCUGGAUGGAACAGCCUGUCAUGUCUGCCUGCCAAGUUCAGGAGAACGACCAGCUUGAAGGUGCUCAGUCUGUACAGCAACGACUUUAGGUCCCUUCCAGACUCUGUGCCUCUCAUGACAAACUUGGAAUAUGCAGACUUUGAACACAACAGUCUUAAAGGACUGCCCAUGUCAAUGUCAAGAAGCAAGGUCAAUGUCCUUAAACUUGGCAUGAACCAGUUUCAGCAUGUUCCCCCUGUACUCGUGUCAAUGCCUUUAUUGGAAAAGCUCGACAUGUCGAGUAGCCAGGUCUCUUCUCUUCCUGACAUCAUAGGCGACAUGCCACAUGUGAAAUCCCUGAAUUUUGCCCGUAACUGUAUCAAAGACCUUCCCCCAACGAUCUGUGAGCUUUCUUCCAUUGAGGAGCUGAACUUUCUCCAGAACAAAAUCGCAAAGUUACCCCCGGGCAUAAGUCACCUGACCAAACUACGGUCCAUAAACUUUGAAGGAAACACCUUGUCAACCUUUCCGUCAGAAGUGUGCGCCAUCUCUUCCUUGGAAGAUGUUAACUUCAACAAUAACCACAUAGAGUUUCUCUCCGUACAUAUCAGCAACCUAAAACGUCUCACGGCGCUGCGUCUCUCUAACAACAGAAUCCCGUCCCUACCCAACUCUAUCUGCGAGCUGGUGGAACUGGAGACUCUGACCCUCAUGGGUAACAAGCUGACAGAACUGCCGCUGAUGUUCGACUCUUUACGGAACCUCCAACACCGAAGCAUCGACAGCGGACUGGACCUGUUCAACAACGAGAUGCAGAUGCCGCCGCGGCAUGUCUGCGACAGCGGCGUGGAGUCGGUGUUCCAGUACCUGCGGGAAAUUCGACGGACAAAACCUGUCGAAGUCAGCAGGCGUAAAAUCUUAGUCUUCGGGGAAUCGGGAGCUGGCAAGACGAGCAUGAUCCACGCCAUGCUGCAUGGGAAGUCGAAACUGGCCCUGCCUGACGAGCAAACUCACGUCUUGGAGCAGCACACGUGGACGGUAGAAGGGGAGAGGUUCCAAGUCAAUGACUUCGGUGGGCAGCAGAUGUACCACGUCACCAAUCAGCUGUUCUUCACUAGGAACGCCGUGAACGUGUUGGUGUUCGAUAUCCACAGGUACAGCGCGUCACGGUAUGACCGGGACGUCGGGAACUGGGUACAGGCGGUGACGGCUCAGGUACCGGACGCGGUCCUGCUGCUCGUGGGGACACACAGCGACCUGUGUUCCGCCGCAGAUGUCCAGCAGAGAAGGGCUGAAAUCCUGGCAACGAUGCAACAACGGGAGAAUGCCGUCGUCGAGGACAUAAAUGAAGAGCUCUUCAAGAUGAAGGAAGCGUUAAAUGGUGAGAGGCAUGGACUUUUCGCUGGUCAUAACAGGUUUGCAGGCAUGAGUACAGAGGAACGUACCGAAUGCCAUACUCUCCUGCAGCAGAGGCUGACAUCCCGACCGGUCCUGCCACAGGACAUGAUCGUUGUGAGCUCCGCUGAUAGUUUAGAUGGCAUCCCGCUGCUGGUACAUACCCUCCUGCAGUUCACACAGAAUCCGCAGCUCUUCCCGAAGACGGUGGUGCCCGAGUCCUGGGCAGACCUGGAGAGGCAGCUCACGGAGUCCAGAAACGGUCCCGAACAUUUCCUGACUUACGAGCAGGUUGUGACAAUGGCGGGAGAUGUUGGGCUGACCGAGGAAAGGCUCAUCCCAGCCCUUAGAUACUUACAUCUCAUUGGAGAAAUCUUGUGGUACGAAGACAACUUGAUGUUGAAGGAGUACGUCUUUCACAAACCUUCCGACCUGAUUGACAUUUUCAAGGCAAUCUUUCGCCACGACAUCGAAGAUUUCCUGACAUACGGAAACGACGUCUUCAGGAGAGUCGGACACAUGACCAAACAGCAGUUCCGACUGGUAAAAUCCCGCUUUUUAAAAGGAGGGCAGAUGUCUGUGGGUCUCCUGAGGUGCUUCCUGUCGAACGUGUGCGCGGACCAUCAGAGUCUGUCCGUUGUGGUGAAUCUGCUGAAGAAGUUUGAGCUGUGUUACCAGCUGCCAGACUCCGAGGCCGCCCCGGGGCUGACGGGCCCGUCCGCGCUACUAUUCCUGCCGUGCUGA